CCAACACGCAAAAGUCUCUCUGGAGGGUAUAGGCCCGCUUCUCUUUGAAAGGCAGCAUCCCUGGCUGCUGUAAAACCUUACCCGACCGCUGUGCAAAGUGGGCGUUGUUUGGCGCGGUCCUUCGUCCGCGAUCCGAUCGUUUCAAUUUCCGCUAUUAGCGGGAUUUCGCGUCCGGCCACACGCACUCUCACGACGCCAACGCGAACGCACAUGCGGUUGCGCUCCGCAGAUAUAAAAGCACAACUUUGCAAAGAAGCACCUACUUUUCCAAAGGUCUGACUGAAUUCUCAAGCGGUCGAAAUGCUGGCAAUUCGCAAGUUGAUCAACAAACCAAAGCUGACAGACGGUCACCCGCUGGCGUGUUUUACUACUGCGACGAGGCGGUGAAUCACCAGAUGCAGGAGCUGAACUACCUCAUGAAGACUACACCGGACAAUCUGGACCGCCGGGCGACACUCAUCCGACAGCUGAAGGAGGCGCAGCACAACCUCAUGAACGUCAUCUUCGCGGUGACGCGAGACGCGGUCCCCGAGCAUCACACCUGCAGAGACUUCAGAGCCAAAUACCCAGACGACGUUCUAGUGGAUCAGAUCAACGGUCCCCUGUGGUUUGGAGCAGAGUGUAUAGCUGCAGGGUCACACAUUCUCAAUCACGAACUGGAGUCGGAGCAACUGCGGCCAUUUGCUGUCCAACUCUCCAAGACCAUCAGUAGAGUGAGAGCAGCACUCAAGGAGCAGUGUCUCACCAACAGACAAGUCUACAGCCAGAAGCUCAAGGACAUGCUGAUAGAGUUUGAUGUCAUGUGGGCAGACUUUGAGUUUCGGUAUGUAGGGUUAAUGUGCAGCGUGAAAUCAGAGAGACAGUACUACCAUCAACAAGACGUCAUUGUCCUAUUCUGCGAGUCCACACUCAGGGCUCUCAAGAACGAGUACAUAGACAGCGACAUGAUCGAGAUGAUGGACCCUUCCAUCAUGUUUGCCAUUCCACGACUGGCCAUCGUGUGUGGACUGGUGGUAUGUCCGGACGGCCCUAUCAAUCCCUCGCAACCCACCAAAGAGCUUCCUCCCUUCUUCCGAGGCUACCAGACUCUGCUCGGCAGAAUCAAGGAGCUGCUUGGCUACCUCACAGAUGAACAACUGGUGAUUCUCGAGAAAGCUCUGUGUAGUUCUGAGGGACUCGGCUCUCUUGCCCUAACCCCACCCAGCUCCCUCGCCCCUGGCCGAGCCUCCUCACGUCCACUGAGCAACCCCUCACAUCUCUCUCCUCUCACUCCCAGCACCACUUCUUUAGCCGCUUCCUCCUCGCCCACGACCCCGCAGUCGAACCCUGUGACCCCCAACCCUCCACGGAGAGACAUUCCCUCUUCCCAGGGAUCGCCUCAGGUCUCGCGGCCGUCAUCACAUCAGCGGAGCCGAUCCCUCGGGUCAAAUGACCUGGCUGACCAAGCCCACCUUGAGACUGCUGCGGUGGGGGAGCAAACAGGGCUGGAUCUCCCCGCCAGCUCCCAACUCUCCCUCACAAUGCGGAGAAGAUGCUGCUAACACUCUUCACACGCCAUCGCUGCAAGAUGCUGCAGCUGUUGGUACCGAGAUGACGUCGACAUGUGAAGCUGGGUCUCUAGCUAUUGGAAGAGAGGGAGAACAGUUUCCUCAGUUUGAGCCCGAUCAGCCCAUCGUCAACGAGCUCCCCAUGGCCACACCUAUCAUCUCCCCACCGCUCCUCCUGACAACAGCUACCGAGGACGACAAGAACCCUCUGGUGUCGGCAACGACAGUCAGACAACAGCAGCGGCAGUCGCGCAGUUGUCGAGGGCCCGGGGGUGCGGGAAGACGCGGCGGCCAACAGCAGCGGAGCCGCGGGCCGGCAGGGUUUGCCAGUGCCGAGGACCUCAUGCACAGGCUGUUUGUGGCCAUCUCUGGAGUCGCAGACCAGCUGCAGACAAACCACGCCAGGGACCUCAGGGUCAUUCUCAAGCACGUCUUUGCCGUGUGUCUCAGCGAGCCCGAAGAGGAGCCACCUGAGUCAUCGGCCAGCGACAAGACGGAUGGAGAGGAAGACAGGAAUAUCUUCAUGCAGUCCAGCUCCAACCUUUCUGACGCAGAGGGUCUGGGUUUUGGAGCGAGUGGCUCCCCCAGCUCGUCCAGCAACUGGGUGCCCGACUCAGACUGCCUCAACUGCGCGGCCUGCAGUGAACCCUUCUCCUGGAGGAAGAGGAGACACCACUGCCGCACCUGUGGCCAGGUGGUGUGUGGACGAUGCUCCCCUCAUUCGCUGCCAGUCAACCUGGCACCUGGCGGGUCGUCACGGCAACCCAGAAAGACAACGUGAGGGUACAAAGAAUGCUAAUCAGACUCAAAAAGAAAAAACAACAAAAAAUGCUGUGCACCUCCGUCAGCUGGGCGUGGCCGCUCGCAGCUCCGUCGCAAGCCACACCCCUUCUCCGGCCCCCCGCGCCACAGAAGUAAUGUAGGGUGAAGCACCGCAAAGACAUCCAAACAACCCUCAGAGCCAUAUUAUUAUAAUUAUCGUCAGGACAAAUCGUCACUUCUUUUUUUAAUCGCUCUACCUCCUUACUGUACGUGUGCAUAUAGUCUUCCACAAUCCGUGUUGUUGUUGUUGUUGUUGUUGUGUGUGUCACAGAGUCAUAGAUACAUAAUAUUACAGUUAAACUGUCACAUCACAGUGUUACACUUGCAAACACCCUCCUCACAUUCCAAACAUUCCAAACAUUAUGUAUGUAUGUAUGUAUGUAUGUAUACAUACAAACACGGGUCACCCAGCAGAGCACACAGAUUAUUAUAGAUGAUGUACACAUCACUGGCUAAUAUCGUUGUUAUUCAACUUUAAUAUGAGAUAAUGGUGUUUAUUGCCGUAAUCAGCUAUCGCUCAGGUGGAAAAAUGGUACUUGAACAUGCUAUUGGCAAGCAAAUAACUU
Geodia barretti is the source of this 2935-nucleotide messenger RNA. NCBI's taxonomy places the organism in Eukaryota, Metazoa, Porifera, Demospongiae, Tetractinellida, Geodiidae. The record is from the annotation of a GenBank genome assembly.